AUGCCAGAUGGCUUCAUCGGAUCGAAGAUUGCCUGGCAAAAUUGCACAGCAGUGUUGGAUGAAAGAUUAGACGAUGUGGCCAGUAGUUCCAGCGCGCACCCAUAUAAUGCACUAUUGCAUGGUGGAGUCUAUCUACGACAUGCUUUCUCCCCAUCCGCGCAGGGUUGGAGAACAAAUCGCUUUGCCAUUGCUUCCAGAUUUUGGACCUGA
Molecule: messenger RNA, 210 nt
Organism: Penicillium hordei
Lineage: Eukaryota; Fungi; Ascomycota; Eurotiomycetes; Eurotiales; Aspergillaceae
Exons: 1
Coding region: 1-210 (69 amino acids)
Source: RefSeq, a predicted model, not a curated record